Rotaria socialis is the source of this 252-nucleotide messenger RNA. The record is from the annotation of a GenBank genome assembly. NCBI's taxonomy places the organism in Eukaryota, Metazoa, Rotifera, Eurotatoria, Philodinida, Philodinidae.
AUGUCCGAUUCAAAUAGUGCACCAAAAUUUGAUGUUGAAAUGGACAUCGACACAGAACUACAAUCGAUUGAACCAGUCGAAUUGAUAAUACCAAAUAUACAAGAUACGAAUACUAAUAUAUUAUCGACAUAUGGUUCAAAUUUGAAAUUGAACCUUCUUUGCACAAUGGGAAGAACAACGGCAGCUCUUACUUCAUCUCUAGCAUUACCAGGAGUUGAUAUUGUUAUCUAUGAAAGUUUUGACGAGUAUUAA